UUGAAGAUAUUCCAUUAUAUUUGUGCAGCUCACAAGGUUCCAAAACAAUGAAGGCUUUGCAAUUGGUGUUGCUUUUUUCCAUCCUUUAUCAGAUGGACUUGGAGCCAUUAGAUUCAUCAACUCAUGGGCCAAAAUAGCUAGAGGAGAAACACUUGAGGAACAUGAGUUACCAUUUUUGGAUAGAACAUUACUCAAAUUUUCACACACUCCAUUGGCACCAUGUUUUGAACACAUGGAGUUAAAGCCACUACCACUCAUUCUAGGAAGAAAAGACACAAGUGAAGAAAGGAAGAAAAAAACUUCAGCAACAUUGUUGAGACUCUCACCAGAACAAGUUGAUAAGUUGAAGAAAAAAGCUAAUGAAAAUGAUAUUCUAGCAAUGAUGAAAAAGGGGUCAAGGGCUUUUAGUAGAUAUGAGGCAGAUGGCGCACAUUUAUGGAGAUGUGCAUCUAAGGCACGUGAGCUUGAAGAGAGUCAAGAAAGUGUUGUUAGAUUCAAUGCUGAUGUUAGAACAAGGAUGAUUCCAAAUCUUCCUAUAAACUAUUUUGGGAAUGCUUUGACACAAACAGCUAUCAAAGGACAUAUUGGAGAAAUCACAUCAAAGCCUUUGGGUUAUGUAGCACAGAAAAUAAGAGAAGCAACUGAGAUAGUAACAGAUGAAUUUAUAAGGUCACAAAUUGAUGUUAUUAGGGGAUUUGAGAAUUUGGAUGAUGCAAGGGCUUUGUUUUUAGGUGCUGAAGGUGAGAAUAUUCCAUAUUUUGGAAACCCUAAUUUUCAUUUAACUAGUUGGAUGAGUAUGCCUGUUUAUGAAGCUGAUUUUGGAUGGGGAAAGCCUGUUUAUUUUGGAAUAGCUUAUGUGUCUCCACAUGAUAGGGCAGUGAUUCUUCUUAGUCCUGAUGAAGAUGGAUCUAUUCUGGUUUGUUUGCAUUUUCAGAAUGCACAUUUGGAGCUUUUCAAGAAGUACUUCUAUGGUGAUAUUUGAAAACUGCUACUUUUCAUUUAGAGUGUGUUGUUUGCAUUAAUAUUCUGCUUUUUAGUAUA
Messenger RNA from Vicia villosa (hairy vetch), 1041 nucleotides. RefSeq names its product hydroxycinnamoyl-CoA:piscidic acid hydroxycinnamoyltransferase-like. The transcript has a single exon. NCBI's taxonomy places the organism in Eukaryota, Viridiplantae, Streptophyta, Magnoliopsida, Fabales, Fabaceae. Gene Ontology annotation, molecular function: acyltransferase activity, transferring groups other than amino-acyl groups. The record is from RefSeq and is a predicted model, not a curated record. Bases 233 to 982 code for a protein of 249 amino acids.